This is a messenger RNA of Rubroshorea leprosula, 1398 nucleotides long. The record is from the annotation of a GenBank genome assembly. NCBI's taxonomy places the organism in Eukaryota, Viridiplantae, Streptophyta, Magnoliopsida, Malvales, Dipterocarpaceae.
ACCUCCUUUUCCUUCCCUUCUCCCAUUCCUUUCCUUUCCUUUACUAUCAUUUUCCAAACAUAGGCUUAAUGAAAAGAGAGAUUUAAGCAGAAUUUUAAGAUUUCUUUAUAUUAAUUGGGACUUGAUUUUGUGGGGAAGUUGGGUAGAAUUAGCUCUUUCCCUCUUCUUGUAUGAAAGGGGGAUCCGCAGAGAGAUAGGGUACAGCUUCAAGUCUUCGUUUCUGGGGGGUAAAAUCGCAGAAAAAAUUGACAGAAUUCCGGAUGCAAUCAAGUGGAAGAUAAUAUAAAUUGUUUUGUCUUGUUUGCUACUUACAAAUACUUUUCCCUUCUUGGUUCUAGAAUAGGUAGGAAGGGGAAUGGAGUCAGUUUAAAGGGGUGAUCUCACAUGGGGUUUCCUUAAAUUUGAUUCAAAACCCUGUCCUAUACUGAGUUCAAGAAUCACGUUGGCUUCUGCUCCCAGUUGAAAUCUAAGUGAAGGAGUACCUCCUGCAAUUGUACUUGUGAGCAGCCACCAUCUUUCUGGACACAUUGCAUUAAAUGCGGCAUUGGCAGAUGCAGUACUACUGUCAUGAAAGUUAUGUAGGAAAAUUCAUGCAAUGCCAAGAUUGUAAACCAGUGUACAAGAAAAGAAGUACUGCUGAGCAUGUUCAGAGGGGUUCUGAAACAUAAGAUGAGCAUUCUGAUUCAGAUGGGAGGCUUAGAGGUUCAGUGGUGUAGUGAAGCAAUCAAAGCAAACAAUAUAUUGCUUCAAAUGUAAACUUGCAAGUUGGAUGCUACGCAAUUGUGAUGUUGCAGUAAAUGAUUUUCAUUCAGGACAAGGAAUGACCCUCACUAAUGCUGUAUUGAUUGGAAUGAGGCCAAGGUUUUGUAGCACAUCCAUAUCUAAGGUUUGCUUCCCUUAAUGUGUUAUGUUCCUAAGAAAUUCUCAUUAAUAUCUCAUGAAAUAAUUCUCUCCCAGGAAACCUCAUGGCCUCAUCUGUCAUGCCUAUGCUUCUAUUUAACAUUUGCCACUUCAGUCAUUCAAUUCUUAAAUUCUUAGCACUACUUGCAUUAUAUUUAAGGAACACUUAUACUGUUUCCUUGGGGAAAAAACCCUCUUAUCCUGCUUCUUUCUUUGUCUAUAUCCAUUUUUUUUUUUUUUGUUCGGCGUUUGGGUUUAGUUAUUGAACUGAAUAUGUAGGUCCCCAGGGCUUGCUGCUAUGCAUUACCAUUCACUUGAGACUGUUGAUUCCUGAGGUGCUUUCCCUCUUUCUCUUCUAAUUCCAUAUUCAAACUUCUUCUUUCUUUGUCUGUAUCUUUCAUUUUGUUCUAUAGUCUGUAGUUCGAGUUUAAUUAUUAAACGAAAUAUGUAUGUCCCCAAGACAAGGGCUUGUUGCCAUGCAUUACGAGAUUGUUGAUU